Messenger RNA from Symphalangus syndactylus (siamang), 498 nucleotides. Its product is annotated as nuclear nucleic acid-binding protein C1D-like. Gene Ontology annotation, cellular component: exosome (RNase complex); nucleolus. Gene Ontology annotation, biological process: maturation of 5.8S rRNA; regulation of gene expression. Gene Ontology annotation, molecular function: DNA binding; RNA binding. NCBI's taxonomy places the organism in Eukaryota, Metazoa, Chordata, Mammalia, Primates, Hylobatidae. The record is from RefSeq and is a predicted model, not a curated record.
UGGAGUCAAAGGCCGUGAGUCAGCCAUAAUGGCAGCUGAAGAAAUUAAUGAGGACUCUCCAGUAGAAAUUCACGAGUAUUUGUCAGCGUUUGCGAAUUCCAUUGAUGCUGUGGAUGAGAUGCUGAAGAACUUGGUGUCUGUUUCUAGAAAUGAGUUGUUGCAGAAUUUGGACCCACUUGAACAAGCAAAAGUGGAUUUGGUUUCUGCAUACACAUUAAAUUCAAUGUUUUGGGUUUAUUUGUCAACUCAAGGAGUGAAUCCUAAGGAACAUCCAGUAAAGCAGGAAUUGGAAAGAAUCAGAGUAUAUAUGAACAGAGUCAAGGAAAUAACAUACAAGAAAAAUGCUGGCAAGCUGGACAGAGGUGCAGCUUCAAGAUUUGUAAAAAAUGCCCUCUGGGAACCAAAACUGAAAAAUGUAUCCAAAGUUGCCAAUAAAGGAAAAAGUAAAAGUUAACUUUUUGGUUUUGAUGUACACAUAUUCAAAAAGUACAUCAUUUU